Trametes versicolor FP-101664 SS1 is the source of this 889-nucleotide messenger RNA. RefSeq lists its product as uncharacterized. The record is from RefSeq and is a predicted model, not a curated record. Bases 48 to 257 code for a protein of 69 amino acids. NCBI's taxonomy places the organism in Eukaryota, Fungi, Basidiomycota, Agaricomycetes, Polyporales, Polyporaceae. The transcript is spliced from 4 exons.
CCGAUUCACGCUCGGAGUAGACGCUGUUGGCAGUUGGGCACUUGGAAAUGGGAUUCAGCAUCGGCGGCGACCUGCCUACUACAUCGUCUUCGUCUAGCCGAAACGGACGUGCUUACCUCCUCGCAAUCGGCGUUGGGCUUACGCUCCCUGUUCGCGACAUUCAAACGAUAGCCUGUGCGUAUAAGAACAAGCACGCGGACUAUCUCUGUGAAAUGGUCAUGCGGGCCUCGCCUACGACGCAGGCUCCGAGACACUGACAGCUAUGUCUGCGCGACGACAUCUGCGUUAUCGUCUUAUGGCGCGAUCUCGAACCGCGGGCUGAACACAAGGCCGACGACGGCUGCGAACGACGGUGAUAAGUCGGACAUGGACGCAUCCAGGUUGUGCAGCGGAGGUCGAGGUUGUGUGGGCGGCCCUUUGCGCGCGUCGCGGGGGCAGGGGCGCGUAGCGCGCCUCGAGGUGCGCAUCUACACCUCGCAGCACGCAUCGCCCGAUGGACGACUGUUAUACGCCUUUAUACUCUGCUAGGGUGAUGGUGAGAUGGCGGGAAACCCGCGAUCACCGCGGGGCGUGGUGGUAGACACGGCGACACAACGGAAAUGCGCCAUUGACGAGGGCGCGGCGGCGGAAACGCGAACUUCGGGCAAGCAGGAGCGUGGCCGCGCUGACAUCUGGCGCGUGCGGCAGGUUCCAGGGAUCGUGAGGCUCGGAUGCGUGCCUCUGGUCGUGUCCGAGCAGUCGGGCUACACGUUCCCUGCAUCGAACCGCGAACAGUGGCCAGGAUAUCCACCGACACCUCGCACUUUGAGGGCCGCUGUGUUGCACGGCGCGCUGUUCGACGUCGCAUCGUCCGGCUACUACAUGUUCCGCGAGCGAAUCGCUCGGAUCU